GCACUGGAUUCAAAAACUUUUAACUAAACGUUAAAAACCCUUGAAAUGGCCGGCGCAUUCGAGUUCGUUGUGACCAGGAAAAACCCUGUACUCGUCACUCCAUAUUCAGAAACCCCAAAAGGUCUACACUAUCUCUCGAAUCUCGAUCAAAACAUCGCUGUGACGGUAAAAACGUUAUAUUACUACAAAUCAAAUUCAAAAACCAACCAAGAAUCAUAUAAUGUGAUAAAGAGAUCUCUCUCUGAGGUUCUUGUUCAUUACUACCCUGCUGCCGGACGACUGACAAUCAGCCCGGAAGGGAAAAUCGCGGUGAAUUGCACCGGAGAAGGAGUCUUCUUGGUGGAAGCUGAGACUAAUUGUGGGAUAGAAAUGAUCAAAGAGGCGAUCUCCGCGAAUAGAAUGGAGACGCUUGAGAGACUUGUUUACGACGUUCCUGGUGCCCGGAAUAUUCUUGAGAUUCCGCCCGUGGUAGUUCAGGUGACAAGUUUCAAAUGCGGCGGUUUUAUCCUCGGACUAGGCAUGAGCCACAACAUGUUUGAUGGUGUGGCAGCCUCAGAAUUCUUGAACUCGUGGGGUGAGACAGCCAGGGGCCUCCCUUUAUCUCUGCCACCUUUCUUGGACCGUACGAUUCUCCAACCAAGAAACCCACCCAAAAUCGAGUUCCCACACAAUGAGUUUGACGAAAUCGAAGAUAUUUCCGGCACCGAGAAACUCUAUGACGAAGAGAAACUCGUCUACAAAUCUUUCCUCUUCGAACCACAAAAACUAGAGAAGCUUAAGACUAUGGCAACUGAGGAAGAUAUUGAUAGUAAAAACAAGGUUACAGCAUUUCAAGCCUUAACCGGGUUUCUUUGGAAAGCGCGGUGCGAAGCGCUACGGUUUAAACCGGACCAACGAGUUAAACUUCUUUUUGCGGCUGAUGGACGGUCGAGAUUCAUUCCUCCUCUCCCCAAAGGAUAUUGCGGGAAUGGGAUUGUGUUGACUGGUUUGGUGACAUCAUCAGGAGAAUUGGUUGGAAAUCCUCUUUCUCGUUCGGUUGGUCUAAUUAAGAGGGUGGUCGAGUUGGUUACAGAUGGUUUUAUGAGAUCGGCUAUUGAUUACUUGGAGGUGAAGCGGACCCGGCCGAGUAUGACGGCAACACUUCUGAUUACGUCGUGGUCAAGAUUGUCACUACAUAAACUUGAUUUUGGCUGGGGAGAACCGGUUUUCUCUGGACCGGUUGGGUUACCGGGGAGGGAAGUGAUCCUGUUUUUACCUGGUCUCGACGAUAUGAAGAGUAUCAAUGUGUUCCUUGGACUUCCUGCCUCGGUUAUGAAGAAUUUUGAAGAGCUUAUGAAGAUUUGAAAAGAGUUCUAUAAUAAAUUUCGCAAUGAAGUUAUGAUUUACUUAUACGAAUUAAUUAAAUACAAUCAUAACAAGAAACAAUGAUGCCCCGUUUACUAUUACAAGAAAAAUAUGUGAUUAUAUUUUUUAUAUUUAGUAUAAAAUAUUAUAUUUGUUUGAGAA
Eruca vesicaria subsp. sativa (arugula) is the source of this 1506-nucleotide messenger RNA. The record is from the annotation of a GenBank genome assembly. Lineage: Eukaryota; Viridiplantae; Streptophyta; Magnoliopsida; Brassicales; Brassicaceae.